AUGUUGUCCUUCGAGGGUGGAUAUCAGAAAUUUGUUGAGCAGGGCUUCAACGAUGCUUAUCUCCCGGUAUGGCUUCAGGAUGCUGGAUACAGCACUUUCUACACAGGGAAGCUUUUCAAUCAUCACACUGUAGACAAUUGGAACUCUCCCCAUCCAGCUGGAUGGACUUCAUCUGAUUUCCUCCUGGAUCCAUUCACAUAUCAAUAUUACAACUCGACAUUUCAAAGGAAUGAGCAUCCCCCUGUAAGUCACGAGGGCGAAUACUCAACAGACGUUCUCGCUCAAAAGGCAUAUGGAUUGCUCGAUGAAGGGGUACAAUCCGGAAAGCCAUUCUUUUUAGUCGCAGCGCCAAUUGCUCCUCAUUCAAAUGUUGGUCCCGAUGCAUUUAAACCAGGAGAAGGAAUUCUAAUGACCACUCCUCUUCCUGCCGAGAGACACAAACAUUUAUUUCCUAGUGCAAAGGUUCCCAGAAAUGCAAAUUUCAAUCCAGAUAAGCCUAGCGGGGCAUCAUGGGUAAAACAUCUAGAUCAGCUCACGGAUGAAGCUAUCGCAUACAAUGAUGAGUUCUACCGGGCUCGUCUUCAAACCCUUCAAGCAGUAGAUGAACUUAUCGAAGGUCUAUUUCAUCGACUAACUGAUUAUGGAAUACUCGAUAACACAUAUUUCAUCUUUUCUACUGACAAUGGCUAUCACAUCUCUCAACACCGUCUUGCUCCAGGAAAAGAGUGUGGAUUUGAGGAAGAUAUCAACAUUCCUCUUGUCAUCCGUGGCCCCGGAGUUCCACAAGGAGAAGAAACAAGUAUUGUGACCGCACAUACCGACCUUGCUCCAACUAUCCUCAAAAUUGCCAAUGGCGACUGGAAAAGGCAAGAUCUUGAUGGUAGCGUAAUUCCUCUCGAUUCCCAAGGACUCAAAGAUGCCGAGGCAACUAGACAAGAACACGUGAACGUCGAGUUUUGGGGAAAAGCACUCCCUGAAGGGAUCCGCAAAUUUUCACUCGAUGAUGGGAAAGUGGUCCAUUAUAGUGUGAAUAAUACCUAUAAAGCUCUACGCAUAAUUAGCGACGCCCAUAAUCUCUACUACUCAGUCUGGUGUACCAAUGAACACGAGCUUUACGAUCUGACCACCGAUCCUCAUCAAAUUAACAACAUAUAUCCAUCCUCAUCGACUACCACAAACCCCUCUACCCAAAGCAAGCUCAAUCUUGACAAACUAAUCCCCCGCCUCGAUGCUCUUCUCAUGGUUACAAAAUCAUGCAAGGGUCAUACGUGUGUACAACCUUGGUCUGUAUUGCAUCCAGCUGGUAAUGUAAGAACACUAGACGAUGCUUUAUCACCUCGCUUCGACAAAUUUUACACGGAAGACAUGGCGGAAAGAGUAGUUAAAUAUGACAAGUGUGAGUUGGGAUAUAUCCUAGAGAGUGAAGGGCCUCAGGAAGUGAUUGCUUUUGAGGAGGAUGAAACGAAGUGGGAAUUGUGA
Molecule: messenger RNA, 1479 nt
Organism: Sclerotinia sclerotiorum 1980 UF-70
Lineage: Eukaryota; Fungi; Ascomycota; Leotiomycetes; Helotiales; Sclerotiniaceae
Exons: 3
Coding region: 1-1479 (492 amino acids)
Molecular function (GO): glycosaminoglycan binding; N-acetylglucosamine-6-sulfatase activity
Source: RefSeq, a predicted model, not a curated record